GGAGUUUUGCUUCGUCGCCUCGCAGCAGCCGCCGCCCGCGGAGCUCUCAGCGGCUGGCCUGCAGGAGGAAUGCUCGCCUGACCCCUUCGGGGAGCGACAGAGACCCACGCACGCACGCCGCAGCGGAUCUGGUGCUUGUCCAGCGGCUCUGGCCCGGGGAAGGGAGCGGAUCCCACCUGCCCCUGCCUCCUGCCGCACCAUGAGUGGCUCCUUUGAUAAGAAGAUCACCAGCAUCCUGACCGACCUCUCCAGCUCCCUGAGCUGCUCCAAGGAUUCCCCCACCUUGCCCGAGUCCUCGGUCACUGACCUGGGCUACUACAGCGCCCCCCACAGCCAGCACGACUAUUACCCCAGCCAGCCCUACAGCCAGCCCGUCAACCACUACUCCUACCACCACCAGUUCGGCCUCAACGGGCUCGCGGGGGCUGGGACUUACCCCACCAAGGCCGAGUACCCCUACAGCCCCUCCUACAGGCAGUAUGGGCAUUUCAGGGAGCAGCAGCUGCCGGUCCAGGAAGCAGUCUCGGUGAAGGAAGAACCAGAACCGGAGGUGAGGAUGGUCAACGGGAAACCCAAAAAGAUCCGAAAGCCCAGAACCAUUUACUCCAGCUACCAGCUGGCGGCUCUGCAGAGGAGGUUCCAAAAGGCUCAGUACCUGGCUCUGCCCGAGAGAGCCGAGCUGGCUGCUCAGUUGGGGCUGACUCAGACACAGGUGAAAAUCUGGUUCCAGAACCGGAGAUCCAAGUUCAAGAAGCUCUACAAAAACGGGGAAGUACCCUUGGAACACAGCCCCAAUAACAGCGACUCCAUGGCCUGCAAUUCUCCGCCUUCUCCUGCCCUCUGGGACAGUAACUCUCACAGCAACCCCUCCAGCAGGAACCAGCUCCCCCAGCAGCUCCCCUACAGCUCUUCCCCAAGCUACAUGGAGGAGCAGCACAACCCCUGGUACCAUCACCAGAACCUCAGUGGACCUCACUUACCGCAUCAAGCUUUGCCCACUAACACCAUGCAUCAUACACCCCCCGGGCCGCCUCCCAAUCCGGGGGCCGUGUACUAACCUCCAGCCUCCUUGGACCAGGGGAGCAAGAGAGGAAAUUGUCACCGUCGCGGCCAGACCCUUUUUAAAACGUGGGUUUGUUUCCAGGACAAAGGCAGACACACGCAAACAUCCCAGCCCGUCUCAGGACCCGCAGAGCUGCAAAGGGUUAAAACGAUCAGAGGACGAUCCACAAGCGAGGCAGGAGUGGU
This is a messenger RNA of Caretta caretta (loggerhead turtle), 1248 nucleotides long. It is a transcript of the gene DLX3, whose product is annotated as distal-less homeobox 3. Gene Ontology annotation, molecular function: RNA polymerase II cis-regulatory region sequence-specific DNA binding; DNA-binding transcription factor activity, RNA polymerase II-specific. The record is from RefSeq and is a predicted model, not a curated record. NCBI's taxonomy places the organism in Eukaryota, Metazoa, Chordata, Testudines, Cheloniidae. Gene Ontology annotation, biological process: epithelial cell differentiation; embryo development; regulation of transcription by RNA polymerase II.